Messenger RNA from Carassius auratus (goldfish), 6077 nucleotides. Its product is annotated as glutamate receptor ionotropic, NMDA 2D. Gene Ontology annotation, molecular function: ligand-gated monoatomic ion channel activity; signaling receptor activity. NCBI's taxonomy places the organism in Eukaryota, Metazoa, Chordata, Actinopteri, Cypriniformes, Cyprinidae. Gene Ontology annotation, biological process: monoatomic ion transport. The transcript has 15 exons. The coding region runs from base 1220 to 6064 and encodes 1614 amino acids. Gene Ontology annotation, cellular component: membrane. The record is from RefSeq and is a predicted model, not a curated record.
AUGAAAUUCAAUUGGACAAACUCACACCUUUCUGCUCAAUCGCACACCGGAUCUCCAGUCACACGAACGCGCUCUGCUGCAUCUCCCAGUCUGUUCACAUCUACAGCAUAAAGUGAUUACCUUCAGACAGGACAGCAGAGUGCUGAGCACUCACGUUCUCUGCAGCAUUCAACACCCAGAUGUCCAGCAGAGGACAACAAAAUGACCGGCUCGGUAGGAGGAGUACGAUAAAAAAAAAAAAUCCUCAAGAGUUUGCUACGCUCUCAAUAUAUCUCACAUUUUCUGCUUGCGCCAGGCAAACCCCAUGAAGGAUUGAUACAAAUUAACGAUUUAUAAAAAUGACUUUGCUAGCGUUCUGUGGAACACAAUGACAGCAAGCAACGGAUAAUCCUAGGUCAGAGAACAGUUUGGUCGUAAUGAUCAAGCGUUUUAUAUCUCUGGUGCUUCUCCUUUUUGGCGGCUAGACGCUAAGUUGCGUCUCCUGGUCGGGGGGAAAAAAGCGGGAACGAUCCCGGCUGUAUUUAAAGCACGGGAGCAGGCGUGUGGGGAAGCUGGCUAUAAUAACUAUCUUGAUUGCAUAGUGAUAAGCCUGCGGCGCGUGCACAGGCGCUUUUAAAAUAUUCCUGCAACCGUCCACAACUGCAAGUUUAGCAUUCAACACGUGUCGCGCGAGUGGAAGAGAGAGAGAGUGAGAGGUUGCUAGGUGACGGAGCGUAUAUACUGAAUUUAAACAAAAUAACUGGAGAGAGAGACUGAGUGAGUGAGAGAGAGAGAUUGAGAGAGAGGGGAGGGGGGAGGUAAGGAGGGUGGGAGAGAGCUAGUCAGCAACAUGUAGGCAGGCUGAGUAAAGAGAGGUCGAGACUGUGUGUGCGUACAAAUUUUUUUGUACGUUUUUUUUUCUUUUUCUUUUUUUUUUUUCUUUUUACCUCAGUAACAUACUGGGUGGAAACGUCGUGGAAAUGGGCAGCAGUGGAAUGGAUAUACAAGUGACGAAGUGCCGCAGGGAGAGCAGAGCGUCUGGAUCCUGAAAAACAAAAAAUGAAUGGCACAGUGUGGCCCACACACACCACAGAUAACUAGUAGAUGUCAUCAGGGACAGUUCUAUUAUACUCGACAUCCCCAUGAUCGACUGCAGCCUUGGAGAUUGCAGUCAUGUGGCCUGAUGUGGUCUCGUUCCUGCAUAAAACGCUACCCACCCAAGUGACUCUUUGGCCGUGUCAUGGCGGCAAGGCCUGCCCUUUCGUUCUUAUUGGCUGUGCUGGCGUGCACUGGGCCGGCCCAGCCCUCACCCCCACUGCUGCUCCGCCCCCGGGAGAGAGAGAGGGACUCUGGAGGGGCUUCGGGCGGAGUCAACAUCGCUGUAGUCCACUCCGGCUCCUCCCACCUCCCGGAAACGAGUGCCGGGGUGGGGGGUGUGGGCGGUGCCUCUUCGACAGGCUCCGGCUCUGGUGCCGGGCCAAGCAGCAGCAACUCGGGGACAGGUUUUCUGAGUCGGGCCUGGUCAGGACAAGUGGGAGAGAGCGUGAUGACGCCAUGGGGACCUGCAAACGUGAUCUGGCUGGCCGUGAACGAGAGCAGUCCUGGGAGCCUCUUGCUACAGUUGUGUGAGUUACUGGCUACCACUCCACUACAAGGCCUUGUGUUUGAGGAAGAGAAGCCGCCACCGCCCAACCGGGCACCAUUAGCACCUAUGCUGGAAUUUGUCUCGGCCCAAACAGGAGUGCCUGUGAUUGCCGUUGGUGGAGGGGCUGGCUUGGGGAGGGAGCCACAGGAGAGCGGCUCUGUCUACUUGCAGUUCUUGUGCUCCACUGGCCUGCAGCUGGAUGUCAUUUUUGAAGUUUUGGAGGAGUUUGAUUGGACGGUGUUUUCUGUGGUUACCACACGCCACCACGGCUAUGAGGACUUCCUGGCCAUGGUAGAAGGCAUGAUAGAUGGCUCCUUCAUCGGCUGGGAGAGAAAGAGCGUGGUGAUGCUCAACCUGACUGAUGACCCGGGUGGGGUUCGUACACGCAGGCUGCUGAAAGAGAAUGAAGCACAGGUGCGGCUCCUAUAUUGCUCACAGGAAGAGGCGGAGCACAUUUUUAAAGCUGCAUGGGCAUCCGGGCAGGCUACUCCUUCACAUAUGUGGUUUGCGGUGGGCCCGGCUCUGUCUGGACUUGGUCUUGAGGGUCUGCCCAAGGCUGUUUUCACUGUGCGACCCCAGGGAUGGAGGGACGAGCCACGACGGCGAAUUGCAAAGGGUGUGUCGGUAUUGACGCACGGUGCUAUGGCUUUACGUAGGGAGUAUGGUGGGGCCCGAGGGACGAGCUACGCUGGAAACUGUAUGAUGGAUGGAAAUCAAACACAGAGGGUGCCGGAUAGGAUCAGGUUUUUCAGUAACAUAACUCUAUCUGGACGGGACUAUUCCUUUAAUAAUGAUGGUUAUCUGGCAAAUCCACUCCUGGAUGUUAUCUCCUACACUGCAGGAAGAGGCUGGGAGGAGGUAGGUUGGUGGGAAAAUGGAGUGCUGCGUCUGCGUUAUCCUCCCUGGUCCCGUUACGGCCUGUUCCUCAAACCUCUGGAUGACUCCCAGCACCUGCGUGUGGUUACUCUGGAGGAGAGGCCGUUUGUCAUUGUAGAGCCUGCUGAUCCUGGAACAGGCUCUUGUAUCAGAGACUCUGUGCCAUGCCGUCUGCCACUCAACAACAGCAUGGUUGUUGAGGUCAUUCACUCCACGAAGCACUGCUGCAAAGGCUUCUGUAUUGAUGUUCUCAAGCGCCUGGCUAAAAUAGUAGGCUUCACCUAUGACCUCUAUCUGGUGACCAAUGGCAGGCAUGGAAAGAACAUAGAUGGAGAGUGGAAUGGAAUGGUCGGGGAGGUGGUGUCCAAGCGGGCUGACAUGGCAAUCGGCUCCUUGACUAUUAAUGAAGAGAGGUCAGAGGUUGUGGAGUUCUCUGUUCCGUUUGUGGAGACUGGCAUCAGUGUCAUGGUCUCUCGCAGCAAUGGCACAGUGUCACCAUCUGCUUUCCUAGAGCCGUACAGCCCAGCUGUGUGGGUGAUGAUGUUCGUCAUGUGCCUGUCUGUGGUAGCAGUGACCGUCUUCAUAUUCGAAUUCUUCAGCCCUGUUGGAUAUAACCGAAGCUUACAGAGUGGAAAGAAGGCAGGAGGUUCAAAGUUCACCAUAGGGAAGUCUAUUUGGCUGCUGUGGGCUCUGGUGUUUAAUAACUCUGUUCCGGUGGAAAACCCAAGAGGCACCACCAGUAAGAUAAUGGUGCUGGUCUGGGCUUUCUUUGCUGUCAUCUUCCUAGCCAGCUACACUGCUAACCUGGCUGCUUUCAUGAUCCAAGAAGAGUACAUCGACACUGUGUCUGGCCUCAGUGAUAAGAAGUUUCAGCAGCCCACAGAGCAGUAUCCUCCCUUACGCUUUGGCACUGUCCCAAAUGGGAGUACGGAGGAGAAUAUACGGAGCAAUUACCCCAACAUGCAUCAGUACAUGGUGCGUAACAAUCAGAGAGGUGUGGAAGAGGCCAUCGACAACCUUAAAACUGGAAAACUGGAUGCAUUCAUAUAUGAUGCAGCUGUCCUGAAUUACAUGGCUCGUAAGGACGAGGGCUGCAAAGUAAUGACCAUUGGCUCUGGCAAAGUGUUCGCUACAACAGGAUAUGGCAUUGCCUUACACAAAAACUCCCAAUGGAAGCGGCCACUAGACCUUGCCCUCCUGCAGCUAGUAGGAGAUGAUGAAAUUGACAUGCUUGAACGACUCUGGCUGUCUGGGAUCUGCCAUAAUGAUAAGAUUGAGGUGAUGAGUUCCAAGCUGGACAUAGACAACAUGGCGGGAGUGUUCUAUAUGCUUCUGGUUGCCAUGGGCCUAAGUCUGCUGGUGUUUGCAUGGGAGCAUCUUGUCUAUUGGAAGCUACGCCACUGUUUGGGCCGCUCUGGAGGAAUGGAUUUCCUACUGGCUUUUAGUCGGGGCAUGUACAGCUGCUGCAAUUUUGAGGAUGAAACAGCUCCUGGAGGUUCCCAAAGCACACUUACUCAAUAUCAUCAUGUCUCCAUGGUUCCUCCUCCUCCACCGCCUCAUGUGAUCUCUACAGCUGUUGCCAAUCCCCCAAUCGCUAUGGCACAACAACAACAUCAACAGCAGCAGCAGCAGCAACAAAAGCAACACCACCAGCAGCCACCGGUAUACAAUGCUCUUCUUCCUGGCAACCCUCCUUCAGGUGGACAUUCUGGAAUGGCAUUAGGGCCAUUGAACAGUCCCAUUCUUGGAGCACCCAUGCCUUGCUCUACAUUCCUACCAAGGCAUGAUCGUCGAUUAGCUGUUGUGAAUCGGUGGACACAUCCAAAUGUGGGCCCUGAGAAGCCUGGUGGUGUGAACAGUGGGAAAACAGACUUAACACAAUUCCAAGGCAUGCCCCCUUACUGGGGUGCAGGAAUAAGAGGAGGAGAGGGGGGUCUGAAUGAGUACAAGAGAUACUAUGGGCCAAUUGAUCCAGAAGGCUUAGGGGUCUCUGCUGAACCUCAAAACAUAGGCACCCAAACUCCAAAAACUAAGCACCGGGGGACAAAAUCCUCUGGAAACCCACGGUUACCUACUAAAGGUCAAGCCUCUGGACACUUACCAAUUAACCCUGCUUUGCCACAUCCCUCUCCACCUCUGCAAUCUAUCUGGAGGAGAAGCAGCGUCUCAAAAAGGAAGGGUUCAGGGGGGCCACUCUAUGAAAACAUCCUUCCAUUCGGUAGGAGAGGUGGUGGCAGAUAUGGAAUGAGGGAUGGUGGUGGGAGAAGAGGACGUCGUCCUCCUCCUCUUCCUCUGCCUAUACCUAUGCCCCUCUCUUCUCCAACACAGACUCCACCCUCACCUUCUCCAUAUUUAUGCUACACAUCCACUUCCUCCAGCACCUCCAGCACUUCCAGUUCAUCCUCUUCUUCAGAGUCAGUCUCCCGAUCCAAUUCUCCCUCUUCUUCAUCAUCAUACACAUCAUCACAGAGCUUCAGAUAUCGGGCAGAUGCACGAGAUGCGUAUGAGGACUAUGACACAGAUGAGCUAACGGAGGAGUCAAGCUUGCUUUUGGGGAGGAGAAAAAGUCAUUCCCAGAUAUCUUUUCGAUCCUUGCCUAGCAGUCCUCCAGCACCACCUAUACCACCCCGUAAACCUUGCGGACAGAGGCCGCAGAUUAGAGACAGAGCAGGCAGCCAGAUUGCACAGCUUCAAGAGUGGUGGGCCUCUUGGGGAGAGAAAGAAAAGUGUAGAAGAGCAACUGGAGAUAGAGAUGUUAAGCAGGAGAAACGACAUCAUAAAGAAAUUGAAAGAGAGAGAAAGAGGAGGAAGAAGGGUAGAAAGAAAAAGAAGAGAGAAGAGCGUGAAAAAGAAAGGGAGCGUAAAAGGCGUAAGGUGAAAAAGAAAAAGAAAAAAGAUGAAAAAUCAAGAAGAAGGGAGAGGGAAAAACGAUCUGAACAAGAGGAAGUAGAUAUGGACAGGAAAGAUGUCUUUGAAAAAGGAAUAGCACAGGAAUACUCUUCUUAUCCUGCACUGAGGCGAAGCUCUUUCCGAAAAAAGAGUGAAAGCUCUACAAGGAGUUAUGAGAGGGAUAUUAUCAGAGAUGGAGUAAAGAGAGAUAGGGAUGAUCAAGGUGGAGAAGAUGAAGAAGGCAGUAGAGGAAUGGAAAGGCUUCAGAGAAGCCCAAAAUCACAACGCCACUCCAGGCCAAGGUCCAACAACAAGAAUUUUUCUUGCUCAAACAAAACUUCUUCAACCGUUAAAUUUUGGAGUAGCAGAAACCCAACUUCCGAUUCACCAUCAUCAUUUGUACCCUUGCUUCCCAUAUAUAAAAGACGAAAGUCUGUAGGAGCUGAGAGAAAUGAGCAAGAAAGAGGUGGAGAAAAUCACCCACUUUUGGGAAAAAACAAGAGAGUUAAGCCUUGCUCGAGAGAAGGCCUGUCAUUUCAUGAAUGGGAUUCCAAGGAAGAAGAAGAAAAUGAGGAGUCUGAAGUGGAAAGACAUAGGCCAGAAGAACAGGGGCGACAACGAGAAAGCAGAGGAAUGGACUCUGAAUCCGAAAGGGAUAGAGAAAAAAACUGUUGAGAUAUACACAGAU